AUGCAAAUAAGAUAAAGACAAUAGAUAUAUUCUUAAAUAUGUGUGAUUUAGAAGAAUUCUAAAGAAUUACUUUUUAUUCGCAAGAUAUUUGCUAUAACGAACGAUAACUUAAUUAUUGUAAUACGGGUGGGGAUACUGAAUUAUUACUUUUUUCCCUUUUUUAAUUUUACUUUUCUUAAUUUGUUUUUGUUUUUUUUUUCAAAAUUAAAUUAUUAUUAUAGAUCGCUCUUUUGCAUUUUCAUCCUUAAAAUCAUCAAAUCACAACGGUAUUUAUUUAAUUUGUAUGCACCAAGAUAUAGACACGAAAUAUGUUUGAUUAAGAGAAGAAAAAAAACAUUAAACUAAAACAAAACAAAAUCAAAUUAAAACUCAAUAUUUAAUUAAUUUUUUAUUAAUUAACUAGUUAGCAAACUUCUUUGUUACUUCAUCUAUUUAUUUAUUUAGUUUGGGGAGAAAAAAGUUAGAAUUACCAAAGAAAAAUUGAAAUCAAAAUAAAAUAGCUCAAGAUAUAUUUUUAGAGAAAUGAGAGUAUUUAACUUCUUAAAUUCUAUCUAUUCAAAGCGAGUUAUCCAAUUAUUUGAGGGAAGGUGGGGAGAGAAAAGUGUAAUUAAAAAUCUCUUCUGA
This is a messenger RNA of Tetrahymena thermophila SB210, 624 nucleotides long. RefSeq names its product transmembrane protein, putative. The transcript has a single exon. Lineage: Eukaryota; Ciliophora; Oligohymenophorea; Hymenostomatida; Tetrahymenidae. The record is from RefSeq and is a predicted model, not a curated record.